GCCUGAGCCUCGGUGCUCCAGCUGGCGCCCGGAACUCGCGCAGGGACCGCGCCGGGCUUCUCCGCUAGUGACUGCCCCUAACACCUUUCUUUCCGGCCAUUUCAUCCUUUCUACCUGCUAGAUUAGCAAACUCCUCGGAGAAAGUGCCGCCCUUGCUCCCCAUCACCUGAGGGUUGAGAGCAUCGCUUAACCAGCAAGGGCUGUGAUACCGUCCCUAUUUCGCUUCCGGGAGGGGCUAAGGUCCGCUCCGCAGCAAAGCAAGCAAGAGGCAAAGAAGAAUUUCACGGGAGUCGGCCCGGGCUGGAGGUGGGUGAGUCGAGGGACCCGGGGCUGCAGACCCACCGCGAUGGCUUCGCUCCCCGCAGCCGCGAACUGGACGGAAGGUGCAGGAACAGCGGGAGCGGACGCCGGGAGCCCGAGCGCUGCGUUCCAGCCAGGGGCAGGCACGGGGGUGGCUGAGCCUGGGUGGCUGCAACUGCUAGUCCAAGCUGGCAAUCUUUCUGCUUCCUCCUCCACGUUGGGACUGGCCGCCGCCACCCCGGCGCCUUCGCAGCCCCUGGCCAACCUCACCAACCAGUUCGUGCAGCCGUCCUGGCGCAUCGCGCUCUGGUCCCUAGCGUACGGCGUGGUGGUGGCCGUGGCGGUCUUCGGGAAUCUUAUCGUCAUCUGGAUCAUCCUGGCCCACAAGCGCAUGAGGACCGUUACCAACUACUUCCUCGUGAACUUGGCUUUCUCCGAUGCCUCCAUGGCCGCCUUCAACACCUUGGUCAACUUCAUCUAUGCGCUUCACAGCGAGUGGUACUUCGGCGCCAACUAUUGUCGCUUCCAGAACUUCUUUCCUAUCACAGCGGUGUUCGCCAGCAUCUACUCUAUGACGGCCAUAGCGGUGGACAGGUAUAUGGCCAUUAUUGAUCCCUUGAAACCCAGACUUUCUGCCACAGCAACCAAGAUUGUCAUUGGAGGUAUUUGGAUUCUCGCAUUUCUACUGGCCUUCCCUCAGUGUCUUUACUCUAAAACCAAGGUCUUGCCGGGCCGUACUCUUUGCUAUGUGCAAUGGCCAGAAGGUCCCAAACAACAUUUCACUUACCAUAUUAUUGUCAUUAUACUGGUGUACUGUUUCCCAUUGCUCGUCAUGGGUAUCACAUACACCAUUGUUGGAAUCACUCUCUGGGGAGGAGAGAUCCCUGGAGACACCUGUGACAAGUAUCAUGAACAGCUAAAGGCUAAAAGGAAGGUUGUAAAAAUGAUGAUUAUUGUUGUGGUGACAUUUGCCGUCUGCUGGCUGCCCUAUCAUAUUUACUUCAUCCUCACUGCAAUCUAUCAGCAACUAAAUAGGUGGAAAUAUAUUCAGCAGGUCUACCUGGCUAGCUUUUGGCUGGCAAUGAGCUCCACCAUGUACAACCCCAUCAUCUACUGCUGUCUGAAUAAGAGAUUUCGAGCUGGCUUCAAGAGAGCAUUUCGCUGGUGUCCUUUCAUCAAAGUUUCUAGCUAUGAUGAGCUGGAGCUCAAGACCACCAGGUUUCACCCGACUCGGCAAAGCAGCCUGUACACUGUGACCAGGAUGGAGUCCAUGACGGUGGUGUGUGACCCCAGUGAGAUGGACAACGCCAAAUCCAGUCGGAAGAAGAGAGUGACUCCAAGAGACCCAAGCUCCCAUGGCUGCUCCCGCAGGAAUUCCAAAUCUGCCUCCACCACCUCAAGUUUCAUAAGCUCACCCCACACCUCUGUGGAUGAAUAUUCCUAAAUCCAUUCCUGAGCUGAAACAGUAGUAUGACACCACCACGGUGCCACCACAGGCCCGCAUGCCCCUGACUGCUUACUACUCUGUCCUGAAUACUCUCUGGAAACAGAAGGGCAAUUUCUUGGUAGCUGUUUCAGAUGAGAAAGGUAGCAUAUAAAUUAACAAAGACAGUAUUAAGAUA
Camelus dromedarius (Arabian camel) is the source of this 1922-nucleotide messenger RNA. RefSeq names its product tachykinin receptor 3 (gene TACR3). NCBI's taxonomy places the organism in Eukaryota, Metazoa, Chordata, Mammalia, Artiodactyla, Camelidae. The transcript is spliced from 5 exons. Gene Ontology annotation, cellular component: plasma membrane; sperm midpiece. Gene Ontology annotation, molecular function: tachykinin receptor activity. The record is from RefSeq and is a predicted model, not a curated record. Gene Ontology annotation, biological process: G protein-coupled receptor signaling pathway; positive regulation of flagellated sperm motility. Bases 347 to 1744 code for a protein of 465 amino acids.